Molecule: messenger RNA, 285 nt
Organism: Ostertagia ostertagi
Lineage: Eukaryota; Metazoa; Nematoda; Chromadorea; Rhabditida; Trichostrongylidae
Source: the annotation of a GenBank genome assembly
AUGUUGGACACACUCGCAUCCGAACUUCAUUCAGAUUCGAAGAAGCAUUUAGUGUGUGUUCAGCUUGACAAUGCUAUAAAAACAGUGAAAGGGCUCAACGACGGGGAUGAGCCCAACCACAGAAGAACCAACAGGAAAAAGUUGUCAGGAGAAACAUGGAUCUCGUUCGCUUUGGGGUCGAAGGCAAUUCCGGCCAGGACAAUGCUGGGAGUGAACUCGCUGUUGGCGAUGACAUUUCAGUUUGGUAACAUCAUCCGGAAUCUUCCACGUGUCUCAUAUGUCAAG